Molecule: messenger RNA, 2852 nt
Organism: Ochotona curzoniae (black-lipped pika)
Lineage: Eukaryota; Metazoa; Chordata; Mammalia; Lagomorpha; Ochotonidae
Gene: ALDH1B1
Product: aldehyde dehydrogenase 1 family member B1
Exons: 2
Coding region: 314-1876 (520 amino acids)
Molecular function (GO): aldehyde dehydrogenase (NAD+) activity
Source: RefSeq, a predicted model, not a curated record
UGGCUCCGGAACCCCGGCCGGGUCUGUGCGCUCCGCAGGUAACGGACAUCUCUGCGACCAGCUGCCGGUGCGCGGUUCCCGACGCAGGCCGCAGGCGUGACCGCGCGGUGGAGGCCUUCGCCCCGCGUUGGAGGGGGAUUCUCCCUAGCGCCCCAAGUUGCACUGUAGGACCGAACCUCACUCCCUACUCCUGCCCGAGCUGGGGUAGCCCUAAGUGAGUCCUGAGGACCCAGACACCCGUCCACCUCCAUCGCCGCUGGUCAGGCCGAGGGAAGAGAGUGAGUUCUGCAGGCCCCUCUCUAGAGUGGACAGCAUGCUGCGUGUCCUGCUGCCACGGCUGCCUUGCCUGCUCAACAGGACCACCCCUUAUUCCACCUCCUCCGUGGUGGCAGCUCUGCCAAGCCCCAUCCUGAACCCGGACAUCCGCUACAACCAGUUAUUCAUUAACAAUGAGUGGCAGGAUGCGGCCAGCAAGAAGACCUUCCCCACCAUCAACCCCACCACGGGGGAGGUCAUUGGGCAUGUGGCUGAAGGGGACCGGGCCGAUGUGGAUCGGGCUGUGAGAGCAGCCCGGGAGGCCUUUCGCCUGGGCUCCCCAUGGCGCCGGAUGGAUGCGUCGGAGCGUGGCUGGCUAUUGAGCCGCCUGGCUGACCUGGUGGAGCGGGAUCGUGUCUACCUGGCUUCACUGGAGACCUUGGACAACGGCAAGCCUUUCCGGGACGCCUAUACCGUGGACCUGGGCCUGCUCAUCAAGAUCUACCGCUACUUUGCUGGCUGGGCCGACAAGUGGCAUGGCAAGACAAUUCCCAUGGACGGUGAGCACUUUUGUUUCACUCGACACGAGCCGGUUGGGGUCUGUGGCCAAAUAAUCCCAUGGAACUUUCCCUUGGUCAUGCAGGGCUGGAAGCUCGGCCCGGCGCUUGCUACUGGCAACACUGUGGUCAUGAAGGUGGCAGAGCAGACGCCACUUUCUGCCUUGUACUUGGCCUCUCUCAUCCAGGAAGCGGGCUUCCCUCCAGGUGUGGUGAACAUCAUCACGGGCUACGGGCCCACAGCGGGAGCGGCCAUCGCCCAGCACAUGGACAUUGACAAGGUCGCCUUUACAGGCUCCACAGAGGUGGGCCACCUGAUCCAGAAGGCAGCCGGUGAUUCGAAUCUCAAGAGGGUCACACUGGAGCUGGGUGGGAAGAGCCCCAGCAUCGUGCUGGCCGAUGCUGACCUGGGCCAUGCCGUGGACCAGUGCCACGAAGCCGUGUUCUUCAACAUGGGCCAAUGCUGCAGCGCCGGCUCCCGUACCUUUGUUGAGGAAUCCAUCUAUGAUGAGUUUCUCGAGAGAACCGUGGAGAAAGCCAAGCAGAGGAAAGUUGGGGACCCCUUUGCAUUGGACACCCAACAGGGACCCCAGGUGGACAAAGAGCAAUUCGACCGGGUCCUUGGCUACAUCUGGCAGGGCCAGAAGGAGGGGGCGAAGCUCCUGUGUGGUGGGGAGCGCUUUGGGGAGCAAGGUUUCUUCAUCAAGCCCACAGUCUUCAGCAGCGUGCGGGAUGACAUGAAGAUAGCCACUGAGGAAAUCUUUGGACCCGUGCAGCCUGUGUUCAAGUUCAGGAGGAUGGAGGAGGUAAUUGAGAGGGCCAACAACACUAGGUAUGGCCUGGCCGCCGCCAUCUUCACCCAGGACCUGGACAAGGCCUUGUAUUUCACCCAGGCCCUGCAGGCCGGGACCGUGUGGGUGAACACCUACAACGUGGUCUCCUGCCAAACGCCAUUCGGGGGCUUUAAGGAAUCAGGCAAUGGGAGGGAGCUGGGAGAGGACGGGCUGCGGGCCUAUACAGAGGUGAAGACAGUCACCAUCAAGGUUCCUCAGAAGAACUCGUAGGAACAACCACAGCCACAAUGCCCCAGUACCGCCCCAGUAUCACCCCGUUACCACCUGGACCUGCUGAUGUUUCUCUUCUGCUGUGGAUCCGUGUUCUUCAUUCCAAAGACAUGUUAGAGGCAACCCCAGCAGGUGUAGCAGCUAAGCCAGAGCUGUUUUAUUGAAGGUGGGAGAGAAGCUGGACUCAGGGUCCUGCCCGUGGCUUGCCCAGUCCCAGCCCCCUUGGUGGCCUUUGCUUGACUUUCAUGAAACCUUUGGCAUCUCUGGAAGACAAAUUUAAGCCAGUGAUCAAUCAUCCUAGUCCUCCCACAAGGACUUUCCAGUGCCCAAUGGUUUAAUCCGAUGGCUUAGUGGAUGGAUUGCGCACAGACCCGGAUGGGCUGGCAUUGGAAUUUUGUGAACCCUAAAUCAUGGCCCCAUGCUUCACUGACUUCAUCUAGAACCAGGAGUGCUUUUCUGAGAAUGUGUCAUUGGCUUUCUGGCUUACUUGUUCUUGAUUUUACUGCUGAUUUUCUUUCUCUGAGGCAAGAAAUACAUUUACAUAAUUAAACCUUUAAAGUCAACUCCAACACCCUAAUUGUCCAUCAGCAUCAGUUGCAUAUGCAAACUGUUCCCAUGGAACAUUCCUUGGGCCAUUCAGGCACAAAGAGGAAGGAGGUACUGACACCUGUUACACCAUGUGUGAACUUGAACACGACAUGCUAAAUGAGAAAAGCUGGAAUACAAGGCUGCAUAUUGCAUGGUUUCAUUUAUGUGAAAUAUUCAGAUGAGGCAAAUCAACUGAGACAAAAGUGGAUUCAUGAUUACCAGGGACCAGUAAAGGAGGGAAUGGUGGGAGGAGGGGGAGAAAAAAGUCUUUGAGAAUGUUCUAGAAUCAAUCACUGGAGGUCGUUUGCAUAACUUUGCAAACACACUGGAAACAACUGGGUUAUUCACUUAUGUGAAUUCAUUUCAUUUCAAACUUAAGGAAAAUAAA